GCCUGAUAUGCCCUUUUCUUGUCCAUCUCAAUGUCCAUUCCCUUUACUAAUCAGGUCACACAAUUAGGAAUAACGUCUUGAUUGGACUUAAUUGGUGGUUUUGAGGCCAUGUCACAGCCUAAGAGAUGGAGCAAGAGGUAUAAAAGGGUACCUUUUGGCAAGGAACAUGAACAAAGACAAUCAACCUUUACCAAGAUCAACCAUCGACAAAUUCGCAGAUCAUCCUCACCAAAGCCUCAACCUCAACACAUGGCUAUGUUUGGCACCUCAGUGUCUGCCCUCUGUCUGCUGUUCCUGCUAUCUGUAUGCACUGCCUGCUACAUCUCCAACUGCCCCAUAGGAGGCAAGAGAUCAGCCCUAGCUUUCCCAUCCAGAAAGUGCAUGUCAUGUGGCCCCGGGGACAGGGGUCGCUGCUUUGGCCCCAAUAUCUGCUGUGGGGAGGGGAUGGGCUGCUACGUGGGCUCUCCAGAGGCAGCUGGCUGCGUGGAGGAGAACUACCUGCCCUCCCCCUGUGAGGUCGGAGGAAGAGUGUGUGGCUCUGAGGAGGGACGUUGUGCUGCACCGGGGAUCUGCUGUGACGUGGAGGGUUGUAGUAUUGACCAAUCCUGUACUGAGGAGGAUGAAGCUGAAUACAUAAGCCAAUCAGUGAGCAGUAGCCAUGGCCAUGAUCUGCUGAUGAAGCUUCUGAACAUGAUUAGCCACACCCCUCCCCACAGAGUCCACAAAUAAAACAGCCUCUAAUUCAGGGGCAGUCCUGAGUUGAAAGACAGUGUAAAAAAUCUGUCACAUCUCAAUGUCAGAGGCAUACCUAUGUACAUACAUUUUGUACAGAAGACAGACAUAGAUGUAAAGGAUUAGUUUUGCUUGUAACUGUUUGUGUAAUCGCUUGUGUUUCAAGAGUCAAAUAAAGCUUACUGUACAAAAACAACUGUCAGGAUAGUCAAGAACUAGGUUUCCAUCCAAUUUGUGACAAAUUUUUAUGUGAAUAUUCUCAAAUCUGCAUAAAUCAAUAUGCAUAUUUUCCCAUCAGAGAUUUUUCCAUCAAGCAAACUUUUUCUGGAUAAAAGGCUGUGCAUGAUGACAAACUACACACAAAAAUAACCUUUGACAAUAAAUUCCUAUGUGCCGAAUUAAAAAUACAAGUUAAA
Messenger RNA from Oncorhynchus masou masou (cherry salmon), 1148 nucleotides. RefSeq names its product isotocin-neurophysin IT 1. Gene Ontology annotation, cellular component: extracellular region; secretory granule. The record is from RefSeq and is a predicted model, not a curated record. Lineage: Eukaryota; Metazoa; Chordata; Actinopteri; Salmoniformes; Salmonidae. Bases 109 to 729 code for a protein of 206 amino acids. Gene Ontology annotation, molecular function: neurohypophyseal hormone activity. The transcript has 4 exons.